Molecule: messenger RNA, 507 nt
Organism: Exophiala spinifera
Lineage: Eukaryota; Fungi; Ascomycota; Eurotiomycetes; Chaetothyriales; Herpotrichiellaceae
Exons: 1
Coding region: 1-507 (168 amino acids)
Source: RefSeq, a predicted model, not a curated record
AUGACAGGCCGUCUAAGGGUUACCCGUGUCAAUAUUGAUCGUGUUUUCACGCAAGACAAGGUGGAGCGUUCUGAGAGCGCGCCCGUGUCUAUGGUGGAAACCGUACAUUUCGGGGCGGAGCUGCAUCUACGUGGUUUCCUCGGACGCCUCUCCCUCAACACCAAAGCUACGGACAAGGUUCAGCAUGGCACACAGUUUUUCAACAUCCAGCCAGACCUCCAGGCUAAUCUAAACCCGCCCAUUCAAGGAGCAGUGGAACUGGACAUCCCCUCAGAAGGCUUCCCCCGGACCAUGUUGUUCUUUUGUCUGGUCAAAAUUCGCUAUCCCGAGAAGCGCGGCUAUAUUGGCCUUGCGGUGACCCCUAUCAGUACACGAUGGAAUACGCUUGCUAGGAGACCCCUAAGCAACUCCCAUUAUCGUCGAGUUGGUCUGGUGUAUGUAGACAACAUACCUCAGGAUCUGGAGCUAGAUGGGUUCCUUGGCAGAGCAACUAUUUGUCUAACAUGA